AUGUCGUGGCUACUUCAGAAGAUCGUUCACAAUGAGGCAAUGAGAACGGACCCGAAGGAGAUCUACGGAUGGAGGGUCUACGCGUUGGCAUGCUCGGCCUGCUGCGGAGGAAUGCUUUUCGGCAUGGACUCGGGCAUUAUCGGUGGCGUCCUCACAAUGGACCCCUUUGAAGCCAAAUACGGCCUCGAAGGCCUCGACAAAGUCGCCCAAGCAAACCUCUCCGCAAACAUCGUCUCCACACUGCAAGCGGGCUGCUUCUUCGGCGCCCUACUCGCCUCCCCAGCCGCAGACAAAUGGGGCCGAAAGAUCUCUCUCAUCGGCGCCGCCGUCGUCGGUAUCAUCGGAGUGAUCAUGCAAACCGCAGCAAACGGACAUCUCGAAGCGAUGUACAUCGGCCGCCUAAUAACCGGGUUCGGCGUCGGUGCCGCAAGCAUGAUAAACCCCCUCUACGUCUCCGAAAAUGCGCCCCGCGCAAUCCGCGGUGGAUUGACAGGCCUCUACCAACUUUUUAUAACAAUGGGCAUCAUGCUCGCUUUCUGGAUAAAUUACGGCUGCCUUUUGCACCUCGACGGAAGCGCAAUGUACCUCGUGCCGUUGGCAAUGCAAGCCUUACCCGCCGUCAUGCUCUUCGUCGGCAUGCUACUCUGCAACGAGUCGCCCCGCUGGCUCGCGAAGCAGGAUCGCUGGGAAGAGGCGCGGGCGACGCUGUGCAAGGUUCGUGCGCUGCCGUCGGACCACCCGUAUGUUGAAGAGGAGUUUGCGGCUAUUGCGCUGCAGCUUGAGCAGGAGCGUGCCCUUAUUGGGGGCUCGAGCUUCUGGGAUCUUAUGAAGGAGAUGUGGCUUAUUCCGGGGAAUCGGAAGAGGGCUAUGAUCUCCGUCUUUCUUAUGAUUUGCCAACAGAUGACUGGGACGAAUGCGAUUAAUUAUUAUAGUCCACAGAUUUUUAAAAACGUGAGCUUCACUCUCGAACUAUCCACCCCGAUACCUCGAAAACGUACUAACAAUUUGAAUGACCAGCUUGGCGUAAACGGCAACGCAACAAAUCUCUUCGCAACAGGCGUCUACGGCAUCGUAAAAAUGGUCAGCUGCGGUGUCUUCCUGGUCUUCGUCGCCGACUCACUAGGCCGCCGCCGGUCCUUACUCUGGACAUCCAUCGCGCAAGGUCUGGCAAUGCUCUACAUCGGACUAUACGUGCGGAUCGCACCGCCCGUCGAGGGAGCCCCCGUGAUUCCCGCAGGCUACGUCGCUCUCGUCUGCAUCUUCCUUUUCGCGGCAUUUUUCCAGUUCGGCUGGGGGCCUGUCUGCUGGAUUUAUGUUUCUGAGAUACCGACGGCAAGACUGCGGUCAUUAAAUGUUGCGUUUGGGGCGGCGACACAGUGGCUUUUUAAUUUUGUUGUUGCGAGGGCUGUGCCGAAUAUGCUUGCUACUGUUGGGGCUAAUGGAUAUGGGACUUAUAUUAUCUUUGCGUGCUUUUGCUUCUCGAUGUGUGUCUUUGUUUGGUUCUUUAUCCCCGAGACGAAGGGACUUUCGCUCGAAAAGAUGGAUGAGCUUUUCGGAGUCGCUGAGCUCAUUCAGCAGAAGAAUGCUGAUCCCGAGUUGGCUUCUUCUGCCGGGGAUGCGAACAAGAUUCCGGAGGCCCGGUCACAGGCACUUGAAGAACAGGACAAAUUAGGCAAGACUCAACAGCACUUGGAAAACAGGGAAUAG
Messenger RNA from Penicillium argentinense, 1707 nucleotides. Its product is annotated as sugar porter family MFS transporter. Gene Ontology annotation, molecular function: carbohydrate:proton symporter activity. Bases 1 to 1707 code for a protein of 568 amino acids. The record is from RefSeq and is a predicted model, not a curated record. Gene Ontology annotation, biological process: carbohydrate transport; transmembrane transport. The transcript is spliced from 7 exons. NCBI's taxonomy places the organism in Eukaryota, Fungi, Ascomycota, Eurotiomycetes, Eurotiales, Aspergillaceae. Gene Ontology annotation, cellular component: membrane.